Molecule: messenger RNA, 11886 nt
Organism: Larimichthys crocea (large yellow croaker)
Lineage: Eukaryota; Metazoa; Chordata; Actinopteri; Sciaenidae
Gene: ralgapa1
Product: Ral GTPase activating protein catalytic subunit alpha 1
Exons: 46
Coding region: 329-8785 (2818 amino acids)
Biological process (GO): regulation of small GTPase mediated signal transduction; positive regulation of GTPase activity
Cellular component (GO): nucleus; cytoplasm
Molecular function (GO): GTPase activator activity
Source: RefSeq, a predicted model, not a curated record
GAACAGCCGAGCUUGCUAACUAGCCAGCUUAGCCUUCAGGCUGCGGACUGUUGUGGACGGGAGCUGCGAUGGAUGGAUGCUUUGCCCCUCUUCGCUCUACAUAUUUGUCUUUAGUUUAAACAGAAUGCGUCUUCUCCGAUUAAACCCAACCCUCGCCGUGCUCCGCUUCGUUGCGGAGGGCUGCUGAAGCCGCUGAUACAUGACCGGGAGGGAGCAACGGUUUUCCGUUAACGUUACAGUUUGAAGAUUAACGCUAGUCGAGGCUACAAACGGCUGCAGCCCCUCCUUUGCUGUCUGCCAUCGCCUUCUUGUGUCUCCUGCCCCAGGAAUGUUCUCCAAAAAACCUCAUGGGGACGUUAAAAAAUCAACACAGAAAGUGUUGGACCCUAAAAAGGACGUGUUGACGAGGCUGAAACAUCUAAGGAUAGUCAUAGAAAACGCAGAGCCUUCAGAGCUGAAACAGUUCUUUGACCUGAACUACUCCCAUAUCUACUAUGUCUUCUUUGAGAAUUUUGUCACCAUUGAGGUCAACCUCAAGCAAAAGGGUCACAAGUCUCAGAGGGAGGAGCUGGACUCCAUCCUCUUCAUCUUUGAGAAAAUCCUCCAGCUCCUGCCAGAGAGGAUCCAGAGCCGGUGGCAGUUCCACAGCAUCGGGUUGAUACUCAAGAAGCUGUUGCACACUGGGAACUCUCUGAAGAUCCGUCGCGAGGGUGUGCGCUUGUUCUUGCUGUGGAUGCAGGCGUUACAGAGCAACGCAGAGCGCGAGCAGCUCUGCAUGUUUGCCUGUUUGAUUCCUGGCUUCCCAGCUCCGCUCUGCCAUGGGACCCCACGCACCCUGGACACGCUGAUCAACCCACCGCUGAGUUUAGCAGAGACUCAGGUUACCCCAGAAGAGAUUACUCCAUUGGUUCCUCCCCAGUCAGGUGACAAGAACCAGGAAGACCUCACUGCUUACUUUUUAGAAGCUCUACUCAAAUACAUGGUAAACCAGGCCAAGUCCCUUGAGUGGCGUUGUAAAGAGAACCAUGAGCGUGGCUUCAGCUUCCUCUUUGGUCACUUCAGGAAGUUUUACCUUCCUCACAUCUUUCCCAACUUCGCCAUGGAAACCAGCCUCUACAACCCAAUUCUGGACGUGCCUCCGAUGCGGCCUAAGCCCUACUACAGCGUGGUGCGCAGGGAGCAAGACGGCGGCGAGACGGUGUACUGCACCAAGGAGAGCUUCCUUCAGGCACGAGUCAUCUUCAUCCGUUGGCUGGUUUCCUUCUGGCUCGAGCCACGACCCAAUACACAGACACAUAUCCCAGGAACAGAGGGAGAGAACGUCCCCAAGAACAUACAGCGAGCAGCAGCCGGCCUGGCAGCUCGCUCUGCAGGCAGCUCAGACGACAGCGGCGGAGGUGGGAUUCGGUGCGACAGUCACCUGGAAGGUAGCGGGAGUUUAUCCGGACCAGGCGGAGGCAGCAUGGGGUUAUGUGGGGGUCCAGGGGCUGGGAAUGAACCUGAACAGAGCCACUCCAACACAUCCACGUUGACAGAGAGGGAGCCCAGCUCCUCCUCACUCUGCUCCAUGGAUGAAGAGCAGCUGACAGACAUGGAGGUGGUGAGGAGAGUUCUGACCAGCUCCAGAACCAACGUCAACUUCAUCACUGAGAUCUUUAGACAGGCUUUUCUCCUUCCCAUGUGCGAAGCUGCAGCGAUGCGUAAAGUAGUCCGUGUUUACCAGGAGUGGAUCUCCAUGGAGGACAGGCCAGUAUUUAUGAAGGAGCCAGAGGAGGGCCCCUAUCCCGUAGCCACAGGAGGCAGUCUGGAUUCAGGCUCCCAGCUUGGAGACAAGGAGGUUGAGGGAAUGAACAAGGUAAUUGACAGUGAAUUGCUGGAGUACAGCGUUCAUGCUGGAGUUCAGACUACGCUACAGGUAUUUAUCACCCACUCGGCCAACGUUUUUCUUUUGGAGCCAGCCAACGACAUCAAGAUCCUUUUGGAGGAGCAUGUUGACAUGUGCAAGCGAGUCCUGAACAUCUACCGCAGCCUUGUCAUGCAUGAGACCAUGGACCAGAAAACAUGGGAGCAAAUUUUGCUGGUGCUGCUGAGGGUGACGGAGUCAGUGAUGAAAAGACCUCCAUCCAUCAUGCCACAGGGCAAGAAGAACAACACACUGUCAGGCAGAUUGGCCGGACCUAUUUUUCAGACGCUGAUAGUAGCGUGGAUUAAGGGCAAUUUAAACGUCUACAUCAGCAGAGAGCUGUGGGACGACCUGCUCUCCGUCCUCUCCUCUCUUACCUGCUGGGAUGAGCUGGUCACAGAGUGGUCGCUCACCAUGGAAACCCUCACCAAGGUGUUGGCCAGGAACCUGUACAGUGUUGAUCUGAAUGAGCUGCCUCUGGACAAACUCAGCGAACAAAAACAGAAGAAACACAAAGGAAAAGGUAUAGGAUCGGAGGGCCAGCGACCGAUUGUGGAUCGUUCCUUUUCUAAGGGCUGGAGCAGAGACCAACCAGGUCAGGCAGCAGCCAUGAGGCAGAGAAGCGCCACCACCGCUGGCUCACCAGGCAUCGAAAAGGCCAGGAGUAUUGUCCGCCAGAAGACUGUAGCCCUGCGUAGCUGUUCUACGGGGGACUCUCUGCUGUCCUCAGCCUUUAUCCGCAGUGCUAAGAGUGCUCCUGCUCUGGCUCCGCCUCUUCCUGUCCUCCUCCACCACCACCACCCUUUACUACCCCCCCUUGCCGACCAGCUGGCAGACCUCGAAGACCCGCCAAUCACGCUGACGUCCCGCACCUCUCGGAUGCGCCACUCCUCCCAGAGCGACGAGGCCCCUCCUACUUCCUGUUCUGAGGUCUUCCAGGGAGGGGCUUGUGACCUGGACGGCCCAGCCCCUUCCUCCCUAGCAAGGAGCAGCAGCGCCUCUGACAUCAUGGAACCUUUCAUCGCCGAGCGGGUCAAAGGUGAAGACCCCCAGAGGGAUCCCGCUUCAGUCUCAAAUGCCCCCCACCACCACCACUCCACAACUUCUUCCUUACUCGCAGCCAACAGCCACGCAGCUCAGCCACUCCCACACCCCCCCACCUCCUCCUCUCCCACCCCUCUCACCUUUUCUAACGGUGUUGUUGUCUCGUCCUCAGAGGGACAAGAUGAUGGUAGUGUUUAUGACCACUUCUGGCACCAGAUGGGCUCUCGGAGCCAAGGUUCUAGUUCUGAUUGGGUAAGCGACUGGGAUUCUGCCUUCGCCUGUUCAUCUGAAAAGGAAAUUGAUGUAGAAGAGGGUGAAAUGGGUGCUGGGGCAGAGGAGGAUGAUUUAUUCUCCUCUAUUAGGGACUACCUCACUCACAAAGGAGGUGAGAGGAAGGAGGAGGCAGGAGAGAAAGAUAGUCCUGCUCAUGUACUAGAGAACAAUGUUGUAACGUUACCCGUACCUGUGCAAACAGAGGCAGAUAAAACCCAAAUGGAACACACAGGACAGGUAGAAGAGGCAAGACAGGCGGUGAGAGAGGACAGACAGACUUGUAAAGAGGACAGACAGGUAAGUAAAUCCGUGAGACAUAGCAGUGUGGAUUCAACAGAGGAGAAUGAAGGAGAGCAGCGGAGCAUCUACGAGUGCCUGGAGCUGCAGUGCCAGUGGCCGUCGCCUAAUGCUAGGGGGAAUGCUAGCUUAGAGAGACACGCUGGGGAGAAAAAGGGAGGAGGAAACACAGGGAGGGCAGCAGGAUGGGAAGCGAAAUGUGACGCGUGGAGAGAAAUAGGAGAGGAGAAACAGGAUGACAAAGAAGAAGCAACAGCAAAAGAGAGGUCCAGUAUCAUUAGACAAGACACUUAUGCAGCAGAAUCGAGCGCUGAGUCAAAUCAAACUUCCCAAACGUCUGAAACAACUAAGCCCAAGAUGUCCCGUAGUAGCAACAAGAGGCACCAUUCUGGAGGUGUUCAUGUCAGCUUUAGGCCCUCGACUGAGUCGGUCCAGUUCCACAACCCCCUUGAGAGUAAAGAGGCCCACUGGAAAGCCAGGCUGCGUCGACUCAGUCACUUCCACACACACAGCCACUCAGCUGGGGAGAGGCCAGGGGCCGGAGCUGGGGCGGGGUCUGGUGCAAAACUGGGAGCAGGGGGUGCAGGUAAGUUUGGCUCUGUAGCGGGGAUUAGCCAUAGAGCAGGGGCACAUGAGAAAUUGGCCACUGGGACUGUUACAGAUAGCAGUGGGGCAGGGAACAGUGCAUUUGCUGGAGGCCUGGAAAGCAGGGCUGGGACUGGAGGGGACAAGGACAGGCAACAUCCGGGAUCCUGUGUGGGAUCCAACCUGGGCUCUGAGGCUCACUCAGAGGCGUCAUCAAGCAGUUCAGGUUUCUCUAGUGUGUCGUCAGGAGUGCGUGGCCGCUUGGGACGUUCCGCCUUGCGAUCUCGAGCCUCCCGCUCACGCUCCCAGGAGCCCGGCAGCACUGCCUCACGGCACCACCAGGGGGCUCUCCUUGGUGGAGUCUAUAAGACUGUGGUUCACGCUCUGUCCUCAAAGCCCCGGCCCCGAGGUCAGGGGUCAUCCCAGGGUUCGUCGCCACAGCGGCAGGGCCGGGCCGCCAUGGGUGACGCAUCGCUAAGAGACCUCUACUCCCACGUCCUGGGCUACUUUGGACGAAAGACGACCACGCCAGUCAACAAAGAGGAGGUGGUUCAGAAGGCUCGUCCAGUCUCCAGUGACGUCGGAAGCACCAACCCAAACUUCUCUGACCUCAUGGAUGAGUUUAUCCAGGAGAGACUGAGGGCCAAAGGAACAGCGGGCCGUCGUGGCAGCAGCCCGGGAAGUCUGGAGGUUCCCAGAGACCUGCCGGAGCUCCUAGAGGCAGGUCAGAGUCCUGGAUCCCGACCAUCAGACGAUCAUCGUCCCAUUGAUGAUCCAGGGGUUCCCUCUGAAUGGACGUCUCCUGCAAGUGCCAGCGGUUCUGAUGUCAUCAGCUCUGACAGCCAGUCAGACUCCUUUAAUGCCUUUCAGUACUCCACCUGCAAGUUUGAUAAUUUCACUUUCAGUUCAGAAGCGGGUGGAGGAGGAGGAGCUGGAUCUGGAUCUGGAUCUGGAGGUGGAGGUCGAGGCAGCUCACUGGACCAGGACAGCCUUGGAGGAGGCGUAGCCUGCGAAGAACAUGAAGUAGCCAGUUUGACAACGCUUCACCUCGACUCAGAGACCAGCAGCCUGAGCCACACUGUCACUGUUACUGGCUCUGAGAGUGCAUCUCCCAUGCAUUCCCUUGGGGGUUCUCGCUCCCAGACGCCAUCCCCUGCCACACUGACAGCAGAGCACACUGAUCACACACACUCCCACUCACACACACACCUACAGCUGGACCAGAAGCUCCACAACUCUGUCCUGCAGACUCCAGAUGACCUGGAAACCAGCGAGUUCCCCAGCGAGAACUGCAGCGUGAUGGCAGGCGGCUCUCUAACUGGAUGGCACGCAGAUGUUGCCACGGUAAUGUGGCGCAGGAUGCUGGGUAUCCUGGGAGAUGUCAAUACCAUCAAAGACCCAGAGAUCCAUGCUCAGGUCUUUGACUACCUGUGUGAACUGUGGCAGAACCUGGCCAAGAUAAGAGAUAAUUUGGGCAUUUCUCUGGACAACCAGUCUUCUCCUCCCCCCCCUGUUCUGAUCCCACCCCUGAGAAUCCUCACCCCCUGGCUCUUUAAGGCCACCAUGCUGACCGAGCGUUACAAACAGGGUAAGCUUCAUGCCUACAAGCUGAUCUGCAGGAUCAUGAAGAGACGGCAAGAUGUUUCCCCAAACACAGACUUUCUCACACACUUCUACAACAUCAUGCACCAGGGACUGCUGCACCAAGACCAGGACAUUGUGAACACCAUCAUAAAGCACUGCAGUCCCAGGUUCUUCAGUAUCGGCCUACCUGGAGCCACCAUGCUGAUCCUGGACUUCAUCAUUGCAGCUUCUAGAGUCACCGCCUGCUCAUCACUCAAUGCUCCGAGAGUAGAGGCUCAGAUCCUGCUCGGGUCUCUGGUGUGUUUUCCCAACUUGUAUGGGGAGCUUCCAGCCCUCCAUCCCACCACAGCCGACGUGGUGCUUACUAAGUUCCCUGACGUCAAGGAGCACGUUAUCAAAACCAUCCUGUCUUCUGCCAAGGACGAACCCUCCGCUCCUGCUCGGUGUGUGGCUCUGUGUAGUCUGGGUAUCUGGCUGUGCGAGGAGUUGGCUCACGGGACUCAACAUCCACAGAUUAAAGAUGCUCUCAACGUCAUCUGCGUUACCCUGAAGUAUCCCAAUAAGAACGUAGCACUGGUGGCGUCGGACAUCCUUCACCUGCUGAUCAGUCACGUGGAUCAUCUUCAGAAAUUCCCCCCUGACACUCCAAAGAAGAUCGUAGAGAUUUUGAUCGCCACCAUCACAUACUUGCUGCCUGCUACCGAGUCCUCUCCUCAUGAACUGGAUAAGAGGCUGGUAGUGUCCCUCCUGUUGUGUCUGUUGGACUGGGUGAUGGCUCUGCCUCCAAAGACUCUUCUUCAACCCGUUCAAACGCGAAGCCCCCCAGAGAAGGAUCAGCCCACCAAGACUCUGCUCAGCUGUAUUUAUAAGGUGUUGCAUGGCUGCGUGUACGGAGCCCAGUCUUUCAACAGUCCCAAGUAUUACCCGCUGCAGCUGUCAGACCUGCUGAGCUCAGACUACGACCCGUUCCUACCGUUAGAGAACCUCCGAGAACCAGAACCCCUUCACAGCCCCGACUCCGAACGCUCCAGCAAACUACAGCCUGUCACUGAAGUUCGCAGCCGCAUUCAGCAGGGCUUGGUUUCCAUCGCAGCCAGAACAGUUAUCACGCAUUUGGUCAACCAUCUAGGACAUUAUCCAAUGUCUGGAGGGCCUGCUACUCUGUCUAGUCAGGUGUGUGAAAACCAAGACAACCCAUUCUGUGAGAGUGCAGAUCUGGGACCGGAGCUUUUCCAUUCACCAAACCUACAGUUUCUGGUUCUGAACGGCUCCACUCUGCUCUCAGUGUAUCAGAUCCGAUCAGAGUCUGGUGUACCAGGAGGCGGAAUGACAGCCGGUUUGUCCUCUGCUCCCGCUUGCGUCCGUGUCAUCAUCCGAGACGUGGCCGGAAAACACUCCUGGGACUCUGCCGUUCUCUACGGGCCGCCACCAUCUUCCCCGUGCAGCCCAACACACACAUUUCUGUCACACACACAAUCACCUCACAGCGCGAGCCUUCAUUUACGUACCCCACCAGGAGGUCCGCCGAAAAAGAUGGUAGCGAAGAGAGAAGGCAGCGAAGAAGAGGUGCAGGAGGAGAGGGAGGCGGAGGAGGGAGGAAAAGAGAUGGAGGGUGAAAGGCAAGGGUUUCAGGCUGAGGAGGAGGAGGAGGAGGAAGGAGAGGAGAGGAAAGUCAGCGAGGAGGAGAAGGGAGAUCAAAGAGGAGGUGAAGUAGAUGAGGAAGAGGCGGAGCAGCAGCAGCAGGAGGAGGAGAAGAACGAGCAUGGGAUGGAUGAGGAGGCGGAUCGAGGGGAGUCGGGCCUGGAGCAGCUUCUAGCUCCGCCAUUGGCUAAACGUGUGUGUCGGGAGGCCGUGCCAGCGUGGGACUCACUGACGGAGGGGGAUGAUGCACUGGAUGAAAUGCUGCAGUACCUGGGGUACUCGAGUCCUGAGUGCCUACAGAGAGCAGGCAUGCCACUCAACAUCCCAGCCCCUCCUCCGGCGUGUGUUUCAGAAAAGCAGGAAAACGAUGUGAUUAACGCCAUCCUGAAGCAGAGCGCUGCUGAAAGAGAGUUCGUCCUUCAUCGAGGCGAGGAGUUGAACAUGAGGGCAGUACAGCAGACUGAACCAGAGACUCAGACACCACAGUCAGCCUUCUACUACUGCAGACUACUGAUCAAUAUAUUGGGACUCAAUUCCUGGGAGAAGAGGAGCAACUUUCAUUUGUUGAGGAAGAAUGAGAAGUUACUGAGGGAGCUGAAGAACCUGGACUCACGGCAGUGCCGUGAGACUCAUAAAAUAGCAGUAUUUUAUGUGGCUGAGGGCCAAGAGGACAAACACUCCAUACUCACCAACACCGCAGGCAGCCAAGCGUAUGAAGACUUUGUCUCUGGACUGGGCUGGGAGGUCGACCUCACUACUCACUGUGGCUUCAUGGGAGGUCUCCAGAGAAAUCGCAGCACAGGCCAGACUACGCCUUACUAUGCCACCUCCACCACUGAGGUCAUCUACCACGUUUCCACCCGCAUGCCACACGAUCAGGACCACAACCUCACCAAGAAGCUUAGACACCUGGGUAAUGACGAGGUCCACAUUGUUUGGUCGGAGCAUUCCAGAGACUACCGUCGAGGGAUCAUCCCCACUGAGUUUGGAGACGUGCUAAUCGUAAUCUACCCCAUGAAGAACCACAUGUACUCCAUCCACAUACUCAAGAAACCUGAGGUGCCAUUCUUUGGUCCGCUGUUUGACGGUGCCAUAGUGGACAUGAAGAUUUUGCCCACCAUGGUCAGAGCCACAGCUAUCAACGCCAGUCGAGCUCUCAAAUCCCUGAUCCCCCUAUACCAGAACUUCUAUGAGGAGCGAGCUCGAUACCUAGAAACUAUCGUGCAGCACCACCAGGAGCCGACCACGUUUGAGGAUUACGCAGCUCGAGUCUACAGCCCUGCUCCCUGCACUCACCUGCCGUCUGACACAGGCUCCUGCCUAGAGAUUCUUCGGGGAGAAAGUCCGGCUCUUGGGGAGGCCGGGAGCGACUCGGCGUCCCCCAUGUCUCCUCGGACUAGCAAGAGCCGCAUGUCCAUGAAGCUGCGACGCUCCUCUGGAUCAGCCAAUAAGACUUAAGCUCUCUAUUUACACCGUGGCCUACUUUGUGUCGCUUGACAUCCGAUCGAGCAAUCAGUCCUCAAAAGAUGAUUAUCCAGAGGAAAUUUGGUCUACAGUUGUACUUGAAAGUACAAGAAAUUAAACUUGACACACAUUAAGAUUUAAUCAUUUCCAACAGGAUAAACGAUGGGUGUUGUUCCCAGGCUCCUCGGCCGUUUAUGUACAGAACAUUUCGUCACACACACGUAAUAGUAUUCUGUGGACCUAGAUUACACUGUAACUUUAUUUUGAAAGCGCUCACAGCUGCUGAAUUUAUCCUUAGCUUUGCUGUCAAAAAAAAAAACAACGAGUUGAACUGCAGCAUGCUAAUCUUUGCCACAGUAGAACAAGUGCAGCCUAAGCAGUGCAGUAUUAGUUCAUAAUGUGCCAUGUUAGAAACCGCACAGCUGAAAUGUGCUACAUCAUACACCGAGAUCAAACUGCAGAACAAAAGCAGAGCCUCUGACGUCUCUCUGUGUUGUUGAACGUCGCUGUUGGAGAAUCUGUAUAUUUGUACUAUAGUCGGUCCAUGUGUGUACAGACAGAAACAGGAGUUUUGAUAUAAAAAAAAAAGAAUGAGUUCAGAGUGAUUGCACCGAUAGUGUCGCUUGAAGAAAGCAAGAUAAAAGUCUAUUUUUGUUCUCAGCACAGCAUUAGGCCUCUAAAGAUGAGAGGGCAGGAGUCGCUUUCUGUUCGGUCCUCAUAAUAAAUACUGUAAAUAGAAGCUCAUCUAUUUGCUAACAAAUACAACAUCAUUGUGGAUGUGGCAACGCUCUCAAGCCAAAAAAAAAGUUGAACCCCUUAGUUGAACUUACGGGACUGAAACUCCUUUGAGUGAAGCCAUGUGAGAAACAGUGUUAAAGAGAUGAAGGCGGGCUUUCUAGAAAUGUAUCGAUCAAAGAGGAAGCACUUGUUACAUGAAGUUUGUUUUGUGCUCAUGCUGUAAAAUGUGGACAAGCACUGAUGUUUAUUGCAUUUAUCCUCCUUUGUUUUGUUUUUUUGUUCAUUUUUGUUGUUUUUUUUUUUUUAAGUUGUAAAAUGUUUUGACCCAAACGAGCAAGAAUGUUGCUGUAUUUUUAAGUUCAGUGUCACUCCGUCAUCUGAUGCAACUACAGCUUUUCUCUUUGUUCCUUAUAUAUAUAUUAUAUAUUCUGUGUAUAUCUAUAUAUGUAUGAGUUUAAAAUAUAUAUAUAUAUAUAGUAGAUAUAUGAAUAUCUAUAAGAAUGUGUACAGUGUGAGGAGCCUUGUUCUGUAUAUAAUGUUAUGUGAGAAUAGCUGCCAAAGCCAAACUGUGGUUUAACCUCAGACUACAUAUCCACUUAAAAUGGGUUGACACUACAAGAUUUUAUGUAUUUUUCUUUCUUCAUAACCAGUUUGCACUUCAUUCUCCAGGACUUUAAACGUUAUUUCAUGGUAGCUCAAACACAACAUUCAGAUUGGGGGGGGAAUUAAAUGGAAACGAGGAAAAAACAUUUAAGGUCAUGUUUUUUUCUUCAUUUUUCAUCCUUUGACAUGUUGCUAAAUAAGGUCAAGGGUCUUUUAUUCAAGGCAGGUUCAUUUGUCGAUUGUUAUUGGUCAUUCAUUUUCACCAUCUGAGUGGAGGUGGAAAAACAAAAGAGGGAUACUGUAGAGCCAAAGAUGGUAGGAGAAGGAAAUGAGAUGUUAUCUUAUUAUCACUUUGAAUAUGCUUUUUUUUUUUUUACACUCCCACUCUGCUCUUAUAUUGAGACUCAUCCCCUGUUCCAGUUCUGGAUGGAGGGGAUCCGCGUGUAAUCACAAAAUUUAACUCUAAACAGUAGAUGCUUUUUCGUGUAUUUAACACUGUCAUUUGAGCACUCGGAUCAGAUCGACUCAAAUAAAACUGAAAAGGUUUCAAAUCAGCUCACAUCAUUUAAAUACUUCCAUGUCGUCUUGUUUCUCAACACAUCAUUAUUUCCUUCUUCCAUGUCCUAAUCCCAGAUAAAGCAAAGAUCUGUAUUUGAAAAUAUAGACAUGAGUUAAAGGUUUUGCUUCACUGCUUGAAGUUAAGUGUAUUUACAGCUGUAUUUUCUGUUACGGUUUCAUUUUUUAUGUUUUAUUGCAGCCAUAGUUCUUCAUAGGGGGGGACAGGGUUGUAAAACUUUUUUUUUCUCUCUCCAUUGGGGUUGACAUUGUUCCUUUAGAAAUUUGUUAAUGUCAAAUUCAUGUUUUGUGUGUGAAUAUUUGAAGUCAGCUGAGAUUUGUCCCUCUAAAUUAUUGCUGUCAUCGUUGCUCAGGUUGAAGCACCAUUGGAUUGGUUGAGGCACGUGAUGUAGAAAGCCCCACUGCACUCUGGGACUGAUGUGUACAUGCUGUAUAUAGACCACAGCUCACCUGCCAGUCACCGCCUGCCUCCAUUAGCUUGGUUACGACCUGUAAACACAACCUGAACUCCAUCGACACCGCAUAGCAACGCCCUGUUUACGAAACCAGUGACGCCACAUGAUUACUGCAGACAUGAUGCUGCUUUUAGAUCCUGUAGUCAAGAUGGGAAACACUUAUUGUUUUACAGAUUUAAAAUACUCCUGAGGGUUUCAGUGACCUAUAACUCUAACAUAAAUACACACUUGUUUAGUUUAGGAACUGAUAAGGAGCAACUAAAAUGUAAAGUUACCUUACAUAAGCAUUAUAGAAGAUUCAUAUCAACUACCCUAAGGACUAACUACCUGAAAGGAUAGUCUUGACCCCAUCUUGGUUUAAACACGGUGUUUAUCUUCAGCCAUAUUAACCGCAGAAACGUCCCUCCGUGAAUUAGAAAAGAAAUUUGGACUCCCUCUGCCUGUUGAUGGACGCCCUGAACAUGCAGGCUGUGAUGGAUACGGGUUCAGCUGUUGUCCAGACAAAGCUGAUGUAUGUAACUACUGACUGUACAUACUGCAUGACACCAGUUCAGUACUAACUGCAUGUGUUGAUCAUGUAACAGCUGUAUCACAACACACACAAACACACACACACUCACUCCUCAAACGAUGUUACUGUCAGACGUGUAGUAUGUAAACAUGUAAUGUCUCUUUUGGACACACUGAGCGAUUGAUGGACAAUAAAUGAUUUCAUGCCACUGA